Molecule: messenger RNA, 1062 nt
Organism: Musa acuminata AAA Group (dessert banana)
Lineage: Eukaryota; Viridiplantae; Streptophyta; Magnoliopsida; Zingiberales; Musaceae
Exons: 1
Coding region: 159-749 (196 amino acids)
Source: RefSeq, a predicted model, not a curated record
GCUCCGCCGUGUAGACUCGCGUGCGCUUAGUGCUUUGCCUUUUUAACCUUCCUACGAUAACCCCCCCGUGCUUUACCGCUGUCUUCGUAUUGUACACCGACGCCGAAGUAGUCCUUUCACUAUCGUUUCCCUAAUCCACGCUUGGCCUUUUAGUUCCUAUGGAGGAAUCCGUCGAACACAAGAGGCGCCGAGGCGAGGAGGAGGGCUUCCCGGAGAGUUCCUUGCCCGCGGCCAAGCGCCUUCACGAUGACCUUCUCCUUGAUGACGACGACGCAGGCGCCCGGGAGCAGGACCUCGCCUCCGUUAUGAAGAGCCUGGAGGAGGAGAUUUCUCUCCCGUCGCCUAUGCCGCCUCAGUCGCAGGCUGCUGUGUGGUCAGACCAGCCGGAUUUGGGGUACCUCUGCGAGGCCUCCGAUGACGAGCUUGGCCUACCGCCGCCGCCUUCGGUUCCGUCAUCGUCCGUCGAGGGCGGCGAGGCCCCAGAGUUGGAAGCCUCCACUGUCGCCACCGAAGGAGGUGCGACGGAGACUGUGGAGAUCGGUCAGAUGUGGGGAUUCGACGACGAGUUCAGCGGCUACGGGUUGCCAGAUGAAGUGUUCGGGAUCGGGUCGGAGUGUAGGGUGGUGGCGGAGUCGGAGAACGGGAUGCUGUUCGACUGCGGGCUGUUCGAAGUCGCUGACGCCGCUGACUGUUCGCCGGCCGACUUCGCGGAUAUCCCCUGGCGGUCGGAGACGCUUCCCGCCGUCUGAUCGAUGUCGGACGCAUCCAGCUUUUCUCCAUUAAAGUUUUUAAAAUUAUUUUUUAGUUUGUAAACUUUCGAAAAAAUAGAAUUAUAUAUAUAUAUAUAUAUAUAUAUAUAUAUAUAUAUAUAUAUAUAUAUAUAUUAAAAGGACCCAAAACUUGCAGCAGAUCCAAAUCGCUUCAUCAAUUGAUGUCAUCUGAUACGAGAAAAGAUAGGGAAUUAUAUGUACUAUGAAUCUGUGGUUUCCCUUCUCAAUGGAACUCUCGUGAACCUAAUAACCAUGAUAUAGUGAUAACAACUCAAUUAUAUAUCAUAUUAAA